AUGGAGGAAGAACGAGACGCAAGGGAAGGGCUCGGUUGGUUGCAUACGCCGCGCUAGCACCGCCCCCCAGCGGGACGCUAUAAACAGCUUCGAGUGAAAGCUCGCCUGCUGUACUUGCUGUGAGCGUGCGUUUUCAGUGCUGGGUGCAGCUGCUUGUGCCUCAGAAUGCCAAACUGGGGAGGUGGCAACAAGUGCGGUGCUUGUGGCAGGACAGUGUAUCAUGCAGAAGAGGUUCAGUGUGAUGGGAGAAGCUUCCACAGAUGCUGCUUUCUCUGUAUGGUCUGCCGGAAAAACUUAGACAGCACAACAGUAGCCAUCCAUGAUGAAGAGGUAUACUGCAAGUCUUGUUAUGGAAAGAAGUAUGGCCCGAAGGGAUAUGGCUAUGGCCAAGGAGCGGGCACUCUUAAUAUGGACAGAGGAGAGAGGCUGGGCAUCAAGCAUGACAAUGCACCUUCUCAUCGACCUACAACAAAUCCAAAUACUUCAAAGUUUGCCCAGAAAUUUGGAGGAGCAGAGAAGUGUUCCAGAUGUGGCGAUUCUGUGUAUGCAGCUGAGAAAGUAAUAGGAGCUGGAAAGCCUUGGCACAAAAAUUGUUUUCGAUGUGCUAAGUGUGGGAAGAGCCUUGAAUCAACAACUCUGACUGAGAAGGAGGGUGAAAUCUAUUGCAAAGGCUGUUAUGCAAAGAAUUUUGGCCCCAAAGGAUUUGGCUAUGGCCAGGGAGCAGGUGCUCUUGUUCAUGCUCAAUGAAUCUCUAGUACUACAUCACUGAGAUGGUUCUGUAGUUAAGAGAUGCAACUCCAAAUGCUAUUAAUUACUGUGAAACUAAUACUAGUGUCUAGGGAUGCUUUCCACAUCAAAACAAUUUGCACAUCCCUACUAGUGUCCUAGGCUAUUGCUUGGUUUUAAAAUAUUGUAUAUUUUCAUGACUUUUUAAAAAGCUCACUUGGUAACACUAGAUGCACUGUCAACAGAUGUUAAUAAAGCUUCGUAUUUAGAAAA
Messenger RNA from Hemicordylus capensis (graceful crag lizard), 999 nucleotides. It is a transcript of the gene CSRP2, whose product is annotated as cysteine and glycine rich protein 2. The transcript has 6 exons. The record is from RefSeq and is a predicted model, not a curated record. The coding region runs from base 166 to 747 and encodes 193 amino acids. Gene Ontology annotation, biological process: sarcomere organization; muscle tissue development. NCBI's taxonomy places the organism in Eukaryota, Metazoa, Chordata, Lepidosauria, Squamata, Cordylidae. Gene Ontology annotation, cellular component: cytoplasm; Z disc; nucleus. Gene Ontology annotation, molecular function: actinin binding; structural constituent of muscle.